CAACAGUUGACAGUUUAAUGGUGUAGAAAUGUUCCUUGUUUUCAGUGCUUUUACAUCUGUCCUGUUUUUAGCAGCAGCUGGAGACCAACUGGUCCAGGACCAGACAUCAUGGACCAGGAGACAGGGCGAGAGUGUCUCCUUCAGCUGCAGAGGCACUGGGCAGUGUACUCGUGCUUAUGUCUUCUGGUACCAGAAAAGAGUUGGGGAGCCUUUUGUUCUGAUUUUGGACAUAAACAGGAAUAAUGGCAACAUAGAUUCCAGAUAUAGUCAUCCUCAAAAAGAUGACUUCUCAGCCUUGAGAAGGGACAACAACUAUGAUUUGGAGAUAAAGUCAGUUAAACUGUCCCAUUCUGCCACCUACUACUGUGCCUGCUGGAAGAGUGUCUGGUUGAUCUUUGGUCCUGGCACUAGACUUUACAUUACUGACAAGCAUGUCAAAGAACCAAAAGUGACAGCCUAUCAAGCACCCAAGACCCAAACAAAUGAGAGGACAACCCUGCUGUGUCAGGCCAGUGACAUGUUCCCAGACUUGGUGAGGUUUUCAUGGAAGAUGGAGAGAGAAGACGGCCGGUUGGUGGAGGUGCCUGAAGCAGAGAGAGAAGAGCUGGAGCAGAGGGAGGACGGGAGAGUGACUAGUGUGAUCAUCAUCAAGAACCAAGAGGAUAAAACUAAAAACUACAGCUGUACUGUAAAGCAUGAAGUGGGUGAUGUUGAAGUUGAAGACUUUGAAAUACACGAAAAAGAGGAAUCUUCUUUUACCACGGCUGCCUCUCCACCACCCUGUCCACCCCAGAAUCAUACACACGUCUCUCCUGCCGUCCACGUCCCUGAAGAAGUGUUGCAGUCCAUGUGCAGUGUGAACCUGGCCUCUCUGGUUUACACUGUGAUGAUAGUGAAGAGCUUGGUGUACUGCUGUGGGCUCUCCCUCCUGCUGCUCCUCAGGGACAACAAGGGAAGUCCACCACACACAUGGCGAAAAGCUCAUUAAAACCUACAGC
Messenger RNA from Hypomesus transpacificus, 998 nucleotides. RefSeq names its product immunoglobulin kappa light chain-like. NCBI's taxonomy places the organism in Eukaryota, Metazoa, Chordata, Actinopteri, Osmeriformes, Osmeridae. The transcript is spliced from 7 exons. The record is from RefSeq and is a predicted model, not a curated record. The coding region runs from base 29 to 988 and encodes 319 amino acids.